Drosophila erecta is the source of this 1975-nucleotide messenger RNA. RefSeq lists its product as uncharacterized. Lineage: Eukaryota; Metazoa; Arthropoda; Insecta; Diptera; Drosophilidae. The transcript has 2 exons. The coding region runs from base 182 to 1975 and encodes 597 amino acids. The record is from RefSeq and is a predicted model, not a curated record.
UAUUAUUUUAUUAUUUAAUUAUUAUAAGUACAGUGUCAUCCUAAUUGCACUGUAAGGUGGUGGCAAAAAACUCUCGGGCUAAGUUAAAUAAAUCAAAUAAAUCUGCUCCCAUGGGUGCCGUUGAUGGCAGUUAAAAGGCACAUAUAUAAACUGGAAGUGGAAAGUCAUUUCCACAUUCAACAUGGGUCAGUUGCACCUACUGUUAGCCGCAUUGGUUCUCCUUAGUCCUGGCAGGCAAAGCUCCUAUCACAAUUUACUACAUCAUCUGAGUCGUGAGCUUGAAUUUGAGUAUGCGCUGCUUUUGGGCAACUCCGAUCCGACUUGGCUGGAAAUCUUGUGGCAACUUCCUGUUUCCGUACUUCAAAUUGAAGAGCACUCUAGUCCGAACUAUAACUUGCUUGAAAAUCAAUCAUAUAAUGUCCUUACAAUAGCUUUUGUGAACGAUGCACCGGAAGCCGUACUGGGAAAUUUGUACCGCCAUCUACGUAUGCUAAACACACGACCCGUGCUGUUGGCUAUAAAGAAUAUGACAGUUCGAGUAAAUUUGUUGUUGCAAUGGUGUUGGAACCAUCAGCUACUUAAUGUUGUGGCCAUAGGUCCAGAUUUCGAGGAGUCCUUAAUUGUCUACAGCUACACGCCCUUUCCCAUCCUGCAGUUUAUUGAGAGAAGUUUGGACAAUAGCUCUGUAAUAUUCGAACAGCGCUUGGAAAAUCUUCACGGCUAUAGGAUACCCAUUGCUUUGGGUGGAUCUUCACCUCGACUAAUAGUAUAUCGUGGUUUGGAUGGAAAACUGAUUUUCUCAGGACCUGUUGGUAAUUUCAUGAAGAGCUUUGAACAGCGUUAUAAUUGCAGAUUGGUUCAACCAUAUCCUUUUGACGAGUCUGCCAUUCCUCCGGCUCGUGAUUUAAUUGCUGCCGUGCGAAAUGGUAGUGUGCAAAUUGCUUUGGGGGCUAUUCAUCCCCAACUUCCUUAUACUGGGUUUUCUUAUCCCUUCGAGCUGAUGAGCUGGUGCCUGAUGAUGCCAGUGCCCGAGGAGGUUCCUCCCAGUCAGCUCUACAGCAUGGUAUUCAGCCCUCUGGCGUUCGGCGUCACUAUAGUUGCCAUGGUGUUGAUUUCAUUAAUAUUAUCCAUUGCUCUUCGUCUUCACGGAUAUAGAGUCAGCUUUAGUGAGUACGUUCUGCAUGACAGCUGUCUGAGAGGAGUCCUGUCUCAAUCCUUCUAUGAGGUCCUUCGACCUCCAGCUUUAAUUAGGGCUAUGUAUCUGGUGAUCUGUUUGCUGGGUCUGCUGAUCACCUCCUGGUACAACUCGUACUUCUCCACUUUUGUGACCAGAGCCCCCAGACUGCCACGGCUCAGCAGCUAUGAGAGCAUUAAGCAGUCUAGUCUCAAGGUAGUGAUUUGGAAGCCGGAGUACGAAAUGCUUCUCCUCUUAUCGGAAAACAUGCAGAAAUACUCGUCGAUCUUUCAACUGCACGAGGACUACCAGGAGUUUUUGCAUUUACGCGACUCCUUCGACAGCAGAUACGGCUACAUGAUGCCAAUGGAGAAGUGGUCUCUGAUGAAGGAGCAACAGAGGGUAUUCAGUUCGCCAUUGUUCAGCCUGCAGGAUGAUCUCUGCGUCUUUCACACCGUUCCCAUAGUGUUUCCCAUCGUAAGCAAUUCGAUAUUUAGGAAACCCUUUGAUCGCCACAUUUUGGAAGUGGCUGCCACGGGACUUCUGAGUCGCUGGAGAGACAUGAGCUUUACGGAAAUGAUCAAGGCAGGAAAAUUGAGCCUCGAGGAUCGAGGUCAUCCAAAGGAAUUUCGGGCCAUGAAGGUGGAGGACUUGCUACAGAUUUGGCGCUUUGUGGGUUGGAUGUUUGGGUUGGCCACAAUGGUGUUUAUCCUAGAGUUGGUUUGUUUUUGGCGACACAGGAUGUGGCAGAACAUGAAAUAUAUAUUUUGUUUCGGCAAACCAAAAAAAAAUUUAAGUUAG